Schistocerca piceifrons (Central American locust) is the source of this 1154-nucleotide messenger RNA. RefSeq lists its product as uncharacterized. NCBI's taxonomy places the organism in Eukaryota, Metazoa, Arthropoda, Insecta, Orthoptera, Acrididae. The transcript has 7 exons. Gene Ontology annotation, molecular function: kinase activity. The record is from RefSeq and is a predicted model, not a curated record. The coding region runs from base 1 to 1017 and encodes 338 amino acids.
AUGAAGAGUGGUCGGUGUGGUGUGUUGCAGGCGGACGGGCGCACGUUGCGCGGCCGCUGCACGCAGAGCGGCGGCGGAGUGGGCCGCAACCUGGCGGACGCGCUGGCCCGCACGGGCCCGCCGCCGCUGCUCGUCUCCGUCGUCGGCGACGACCAGUUCGGACGCUUCCUCCUCGCCGAAACUCUCUCCCAUGUCGACACCUCCGCCGUAGAUAUUCGUAGAGAUGGUCGGACAGCUUGCUACACUGCAGUUCUUGACAAGCACGGAGAGUGCCACAUGGGAAUCGGUGACAUGAACAUCCACGAUUUAAUUACCCCUUCUUUGAUACUGAAGAGUGAACAGAAACUCAGAGAGAGUUGCAUGAUAUUAAUGGAUGGUAACAUUCCUCAGGAGACAGUUGAUCUAAUAUUGAAGCUUGCUGAGGACGGUGACAUACCAGUUUGGUUUGAACCUACAGAUGUCUCAAAGUCCAUAAAACCAUUCAGAAGCAGCUUAUGGAAGUCAUUAUACGCAUUUUCACCCAACUUAAAUGAGCUGAAAAUGAUGGCUAGAGAAGCAGGAUUUCCAGUGAACAUGAGCCUGAGCAUUCAAAAAUCUUGCCCAGAGGAAGUUCUUGAAGAAGUGACAAGACUUGGUAACUAUUUAGUGAAUGAAAGUAUCAGCGCCACUGCUGUUGUCACUCUGGGAAAUAUUGGACUAGCAAUAAUUCGUAGAGGUAAGCCAGAUGAGCCAUUUUAUGCACAAGGAAAAUGGCUGAAACAAACUGGUGACAUCAGUGCCCGCCUCUACCCAGCAAAAAAAGUGACAAACUUGGUGAAUGUCAUGGGAGCUGGUGACUGCUUGGCUGCUGGUUUCAUAAGAGGCAUGUUGCUAGGGCUGUCCGAGGAGAGGUGUGCUGCUGUGGGACUAGCCUGUGCCUCUGCUGCCCUUAAUAAUGACUGUGCUGUGCCGGUUCGCCUUCUUUCUGAGAAUGCUAUCAGACAGACCACAGCUGCCGAAUUUCUAUCACUGCAUUAAGUAUAAUGUGUAGAUAGCGUUUACCGAGCUGGAAUUAUCAUGAAUGUGAGAAUGAUGGCAGAGGGAUGGAAUUGGUGAUAUUUUUAUCUGCUUUGCAAUUUAACUGUAAAUAAAUCUACAUUUUUAUAUUCUCUUAA